Messenger RNA from Penicillium taxi, 3219 nucleotides. Its product is annotated as exportin CRM1. The record is from RefSeq and is a predicted model, not a curated record. Gene Ontology annotation, molecular function: nuclear export signal receptor activity; small GTPase binding. Gene Ontology annotation, biological process: protein export from nucleus; ribosomal large subunit export from nucleus; ribosomal small subunit export from nucleus. The transcript is spliced from 10 exons. Lineage: Eukaryota; Fungi; Ascomycota; Eurotiomycetes; Eurotiales; Aspergillaceae. Bases 1 to 3219 code for a protein of 1072 amino acids. Gene Ontology annotation, cellular component: nucleus; cytoplasm.
AUGUCGAUUUCGGUGCAAGAGCUGGACAACACCGUCCGAGCCUUCUAUGAAGGCAAAGGAGAGGUGCAAAAACAAGCCCAGCAGAGCCUCACUGAAUUUAAACAAAAUCCUGACGCUUGGGUUACCGUGGGAAAUAUCCUGCAGGAAGCCUCCUACCCACAGACCAAAUACAUCGCUCUUCAGGUCCUCGACGAUGUUAUCAUGACACGGUGGAAGGUUCUUCCAAGAGAUCAGUGCCAAGGAAUCCGCAAUUUCAUCGUCAAUUUUAUCAUCGAAAAUUCCAGCUCUGAAGAAAAGCUCCACACCGAGAGGGCCUUCUUGAACAAGCUUAAUCUAGUCCUGGUCUCCAUCUUGAAGCAGGAGUGGCCUCACAACUGGCCUACCUUCAUCAAUGAGAUUAUCACCUCUUGCCAUGCCAGUCUAUCCAUCUGUGAAAACAACAUGGCCAUUCUACGCUUGCUGUCAGAAGAGGUGUUUGACUUCUCUCAAGAUCAGUUGACUUCCGUCAAGGCUCGGAACCUGAAAACCUCCAUGACCCAGGAGUUUGCGUCCAUUUUCCAACUUUGCUCAGAGGUUCUCAGUACCGCUAACCAGCCUUCGCUCAUCAACGCUACCCUUGAGACUUUGCUUCGUUUCCUCAACUGGAUCCCUCUCGGUUAUAUCUUUGAGACGCCCAUUAUCCCUACCCUGCUGGAGCGAUUUUUACCUGCCCCCGAAUUCAGAAACAUCACCCUCAAGUGUCUCACGGAAAUUGGUAGCUUGCAGAUUAGUGCUCCCUUCAACUGUGAUGAGAAACUGGUGCAGAUGUUCACCGAAACUCUGGGCGCCGUGGUCAACGUCAUUCCUCUUAGCCUCAAUUUGAAAGAGACAUACGCACAGAGCAACGGAAACGACCAGGAGUUUGUCGCCAACCUCGCUCUUUUCCUGUCCAGCUUCUUCACUACUCAUCUGGACCUUAUUGAAAAGUUACCAAACCAAGACUACCUUACCCAUGCACACUACUACCUGAUUCGCAUCAGUCAAAUCGACGACCGGGAGGUAUUCAAGAUCUGCUUGGAUUACUGGACUCGAUUGGUGCAGGAGCUCUAUGAGGAGAUGCAACAACUUCCCAUUACCGAUCUCAACCCACUGGUCACAAUGGGUGUCAGUGGCCUGGCCAACGGUGGAGCACCUCACCCCAACACUUUGGCCAACUAUCCCCUCCGCAAGCACAAGUACGACGAUGUUUUGACCAACCUGCGUACCGUCAUGAUCGAGAAGAUGGUGCGCCCAGAAGAAGUUUUGAUCGUGGAAAACGACGAGGGUGAGAUUGUUCGCGAGUUUGUUAAGGAAAGCGACACUAUUCAGUUGUACAAGACCAUCCGAGAGUGCCUCGUCUACCUCACCCACCUGGAUGUCGUGGACACCGAGACCAUCAUGAUCGAUAAGUUGGCUAAGCAGGUUGACACGUCGGAGUGGUCUUGGGUCAAUUGCAACACGCUAUGCUGGGCAAUUGGAUCCAUCUCAGGAGCCAUGAACGAGGAAACUGAAAAGCGUUUCUUGGUGACCGUCAUCAAGGAUCUCCUGGGUCUCACAGAGCAAAAGCGCGGGAAAGAUAACAAGGCCGUUGUCGCAAGCAAUAUCAUGUAUAUCGUUGGCCAAUACCCCCGGUUUUUGAAGGCCCACUGGAAGUUCUUGAAGACCGUGGUGAACAAGCUCUUUGAGUUCAUGCACGAGACUCAUGAAGGUGUGCAGGACAUGGCCUGUGAUACGUUUAUCAAGAUUGCCAAUAAGUGCCGACGACACUUUGUGGCCCUCCAGCCUGGCGAGUCAGAGCCUUUCAUUGAGGAAAUUGUGCGAAACAUGCAAAAGAUCACUGCGGAUCUGUCACCGCAACAGAUUCACACUUUCUACGAGGCAUGUGGUUACAUGAUCUCUGCCCAGGGCCAGAAGGGUGUCCAGGAUCGUCUGAUUGAGAAUCUUAUGGCGCUGCCUAAUUCUGCUUGGGACCAGAUCAUUUCCGACGCAAAUCGAGAUGCUGCCACCCUCCAGGAUGCCAAUACCAUCAAGAUCAUUGGUAACAUCAUGAAGACCAAUGUUGCUGCGUGCUCCUCCAUUGGAACCUACUUCUAUCCCCAGAUUGGUCGCAUCUAUCAUGAUAUGCUAAACAUGUACCGUGCCUCCAGCGAGCUCAUUAACACUGCAGUAGCUACUGGUGGGAGCAUUGCACCAAAAACACCCAAAGUUCGUGGGUUGCGGACUAUCAAGAAAGAAAUCUUGAAGCUCAUCGACACCUACGUGGAGAAGUCCGAUGACCUCAUCAUGGUUAAUGAAAGUAUGGUUCCACCUCUUCUAGAGGCUGUCCUUGUUGACUACCACCGGAACGUUCCCGAUGCGCGAGAGGCAGAGGUCCUCAAUGUCAUGACUACCAUCAUUCACAAGCUUCACAAUUUGAUGGAGGACAAGAUUCCAGCCAUCAUGGAGAGUGUAUUCAGCUGCACCUUGGAAAUGGUCAACAAAGAUUUCCAUGAGUACCCAGAACACCGUGUCGAGUUCUUUAAGCUUCUCCAGGCCAUCAACCUGUAUUGCUUCCAGGCCCUUCUGAGACUUGACGGCACACAAUUCAAGUUUGUCAUUGACUCUUGCAUGUGGGCCUCGAAGCACGACAACCGCGAGGUUGAGAACACCGGUCUCAGCAUGUGUCUGGAACUGAUGAACAACAUGGCCGAAGCUGAUGUGCAGACGUCGGCCAUCUUUUUCCGUCAAUUCUACAUUUCAAUUCUCCAGGAUGUUUUCUUUGUUCUUACUGAUAGUGACCAUAAGGCCGGAUUCAAAUCUCAAGCCAUGCUCCUGUCUCGCAUGUUCUACUUUAUAGAAGCUAGCAAGAUUCAAGAGCCCAUCUAUUCUCCUGAACAAGCUCCAGUUGGUACCUCGAACAAGGAGUUUGUUCAGCAGUAUGUCGCAAAUCUGUUGCAAAACGCGUUCAAGAAUCUUCAAGAGGUGCAAAUUAAGCAAUUUAUUCUCGGUCUCUUUGCAUACACCGAUGACUUCACCAAGUUCAAGACUCACCUGCGGGAUUUCCUAAUUUCGUUGAAGGAAUUCUCAGAUGAUAAUGCCGAGCUCUAUGCUGAAGAGCGAGAACAGGCUGUGCGCGAUGCCCAGGCUGCUGAGAGAACUCGUGCCAUGAAGGUUGGAGGCUUGCUGAAACCAUCUGAGAUGGACCAGGAAGACGAGCUGUGA